AUGAGUCCAGGUUUCUUCAGCUUAGGCACAUGCCUGUCUCCGCGAUCCAAGAGCACCAGCACUCUUCCUGACAGAGCAACCUGGGAUUCAAAUACCUACCAACGUGACACAGAUGCUGCCCAACCAGAAACGCUGGAAGCUGUCAACGGUAGUGGAGGAAGUGAGUCAGAUCCUGGUGCUGACUCACUCAGUGACAUUUCUGUGGACCAUCAGACACAAAGACAAUCUGAUAAAGAAAAGGUACAGGCAGAGAUUGAUAGAGUGAUUGGCCAGAAGAGGGCAGCAAGACUUGCUGAUAGAGAAUCCAUGCCCUAUACCAAUGCUGUCAUCCACGAGGUGCAGAGGAUGGGCAAUAUCAUCCCCUUGAAUGUUCCCAGGGAAGUAGCAAUGGAUACCAAUUUGAAUGGAUUUCAUCUGCCAAAGGGUACAAUGGUUCUAACAAACCUAACUGCACUGCACAGAGACCCAAAAGAGUGGGCCACUCCAGAUGUGUUCAAUCCAGAGCACUUUUUGGAGAAUGGACAGUUUAAGAAGAGAGAAUCUUUUCUGCCAUUCUCAAUGGGAAAGCGAGCUUGCCUGGGAGAACAACUGGCCAGGUCUGAGCUGUUCAUUUUCUUCACUAGCCUUAUGCAAAAAUUCACCUUCAAUCCCCCAAUCAAUGAGAAGCUGAGCCUGAAGUUCAGAAAUGGCCUCACACUUUCUCCAGUCAGCCACCGCAUCUGUGCUGUCCCUAGAAAGUGAUGCUGGAGAAGCAAUGAGAAAAGGAAGAUAGGAUGUAUGCCCUGAAGCUUCUGGGUUGCUCACAUGAGAGAAGAAAGAUGUCAGAAAAGGAAGGUGAUUCAAGAAGUACUGAAGAAAUGUGGCUUAGAAAAUUGAAGCAAUCUCCUAGAAUAGUAGCCCCUUGAUUUGGUGGUGGGCACAUCAUUUAUGAGCUCAGUGGCAGGCCUUUUUGUCUAAAUGUUUUGAGGAUAAUGGUGAUUCUUCCAAACAAAGUGCAUUAAAUUGAAUUUAAAAUGAAUUAAACAUCAAAAUUAAAACUGUGAUUGUUAUUUAAAAAGUAAACUUUCUAAGUUCAUCCUGAA
Molecule: messenger RNA, 1082 nt
Organism: Mus caroli (Ryukyu mouse)
Lineage: Eukaryota; Metazoa; Chordata; Mammalia; Rodentia; Muridae
Source: RefSeq, a predicted model, not a curated record